AUGGAAGAACAACCAUCCGACCGCCGCAAGAGCAGAAUCGCCCAAACACUCUCGACACUCAUCAGCUGCUCCAGAAUCCGCUCCAAGAAGCCGCAAGAAAGCCUCCAACCCUGCGAGCCCCAUCGCUCCGACGAAGAAGACGCCAACCAGGAGGUCUCCCGCGCCCGCGCCGCCAUGGAAGCCUUCGUCGCCAAGCUAUUCGCCUCCGUCUCCGCCGCCAAGGCCGCCUACGCCGAGCUCCAAUCGGCUCAGAUCCCGUACAACCGCGACGCCAUCCGGUCCGCCGACCGUGCCGUCGUCGACCAGCUGAAGGCGCUCGCCGACCUCAGGCAGCGCUUCGCGAAUCAACAGAUCGACUCGCCGCCGCCGCCGCACGUGACGCUCGCGCUGGCGGAGAUCCAAGAGCACCAGUCGCUGGUGAAGACCUACGAGGUCACCAUGAGGCAAAUGCAGGCCGAGAUCGACGCCAAGGAGGCGCGAAUCACGUCUCUGCAGAACCACCUGCGGAAGACGAAUUUGAAUUCAAGCGGAUCCAUCGACGGAAUCAGAUUCUCCGACGUCAGCCACACCGAUUUCGCACUUGUGUUGCACCACUUGCUGAAAUCGGUGCGCGGAUUCGUCAACCUUCUGAUUCGCGAAAUGGAAUCGGCGAAUUGGGAUAUCGACGCCGCGGUGGAUGCGAUCCACCGCGACGUCGUUUUCGAAAACAGCGAUCAUAAAUCCUUCGCGAUCGAAUCAUUUGUCUGCAGAGAGAUCUUCUCCGGCUUCACCUCUCCCGGAUUCGGCGGCGAGAUCCAUGAGCACGACCGCCGCAGCUUCUUCUUCGAUCAAUUUAGGGUUUUGCGAUCGGCGAGUGCGAUCAAUUUCGCGAAGCAAAGCCCUAAUUCGCUGUUUGGGGAAUUUCUGAAAUCGAAAUAUCUUCAGGUGGUGCACCCGAGGAUGGAGACCUCAUUCACCGGCAAUCUGUACCAGAGAGAGAUGGUGGAAUCGGGCGAGUUUCCGGAGACGGAAUUCUUCAAAGCGUUUGCGGAGAUGGGGAGGAGGCUGUGGCUGCUGCAUAGCUUGGCGUUGUCGUUUGAUUGCCAUGUCAGCGUGUUUCAAGUGAGUCGCAAUUCAAAGUUCUCUCAGGUGUACAUGGAAAGCGUCACGGAAGAGCUGGUUUCUGCCGCCGCGGAUGGCGAGGCGCUCAGGGUGACGUUCACGGUGGUUCCUGGUUUUAAGGUCGGGGAAACGGUGGUGCAGAGCCGGGUGUAUCUGAGCCGCCUGAAUUGA
Messenger RNA from Salvia hispanica, 1272 nucleotides. RefSeq names its product protein GRAVITROPIC IN THE LIGHT 1-like. The record is from RefSeq and is a predicted model, not a curated record. NCBI's taxonomy places the organism in Eukaryota, Viridiplantae, Streptophyta, Magnoliopsida, Lamiales, Lamiaceae. Gene Ontology annotation, biological process: negative gravitropism; response to red or far red light.